GCUUUUUGACCAAAUUAUACUGCCCAGCAUCCCGCAUGCGCCCGUAGUUCGUUUGCCGAACACGACCCGAACCGAGAGCCGAACGCGGGUCCGUUGCGUACGCAUUGUUUGUUAUACUUUGGUAUAUACACUGGUGUCGGGGACCGAAGACAAGUCAGUCCCAGAGAUAGUCGAGCGCAAUGCACGAGUAGCCCGGCGUGUCGUGCCGCACUUUGUGGAAGCCUUUUUUGAUCGCGUUACUCCGCGUACUGCAGCGCAUUCACUUCCCGGCUCAGUCGACCACGAUACACGGCAACAACAGACAACAAGACAUUGCAAAACAUAGACCGUGCUGCUGGUCGUCCAGCGGUUGCAUCGUGUGCAGGCGAGUGUAUACGUCCCGUGAUCCGUGGCUUGGGAGCGUGCUAGUAGUGCAAAAUGCCGGAACCGAUUGCAGAGUUACUGGUGUUCAACAACCUAGUGUCGAUUAGAAAGCGUACGGCUUAGGGCAGAUAUUACGGUGCAAAAAAACACAACAGAAAAGUGUAGCAUUCGCAAAUAAACAGCCAGCUUGCGUGAAAUUGUUUUGUUGUUGUUGUGGACGACUUUGUGUUUUGGUUUGAAAGUCUCCGCCAUGCUUUCGGAAGUUACACUCGUUCUAGUGGCCGUGUCCUUCGCUGCUAGCGAAGGGUUACGCUGUGAGCGCAUCAUGGUUGGCGCCUGCCAGAAUCUAGUGUACGAUAUGACAAUUGCAUCUGCGCCGGAAACAGCUCUACAGUACCUGUCGCACGGUACGGCAUCGGCAAAUGCAGGUGCCAACUCUACGACAACUGGCGCCGUCCGGACGUGGCUCGACGCGGAACGAUUGAUCACUUCGUUGCGACCAGUUAUAGAUUCCGGCUGCUCAAAACAAGCUCUUUUCCUUUUUUGCUCGUCACUUUUCCCGCUCUGUUCACCAACUGCACCACGCCCAGUACACCCGUGUCGAUCGUUGUGUGAGCAAGUGCGUAAGGACUGCUUUAGCGAACCACAACACAGCAAAUUUUGGCCGGCCUAUCUGGACUGUAAAGCAUUACCCCAACCCGAAAAGCACGAGCUAUGCAUGCAGGUACCAUCCGAUGCAACUGGGAGCAUCAAACACCGUACCGGUCAUAACCUUCCGUCGUAUCAUCCAUCGGUGCCUGCAAGUGGUGGUGCCGGUUCCCCAACACCAUUCAUUACGCACGACAGUGUCGAAUCCGUCGUGAAGGGAUGGUCCAUUUCAAACCUUACCUCGCUGUUGCAACACGCUGGUGUUACGACCGGUGUUGCUGGUGUUGGUGUCGCAAAUUCAUCUGUAGGAUCUGUCUCGGUUGGAGCUAGUCCCGGACAGAGAAUCGUCGACAGUACGAGUUGGUCGGACCGGUUCAAUUCUCUGCUGUUGCCGAGUGUGGCUCUACCCGGUAUCACUUCUUCGAAUAUCGUCGGAACAUCGCGUAAUCCCUGCCCGGCCAACUACAGCCUCGAGUACGAUCGGUGCGUGCCAAGAUGCGGUCCUACCAUCGAUGCGCUGUACAGCCAGCGCCAGAAAGAACUGGUUGAGCUGUGGACACUUGUCCUGUCGGCGGUUUGUUUCAUCUUCACCCUCACAUCGCUCGUUUCGUUUUGGGCAAAAGCAUCCAAGCUGGAGUACCCGGACCGUCCGGUGCUGUUCAUGACACUAUGUUACAAUCUGUUGGGAUUGUGCUAUCUGGAACGAACUAUAUUGCAUAGCCCGCGUCGCUUGGAAGCUGCCGUUGAGAUGAUGCUUCUGGAAACUCCCGGGACCGGUGAAGCUGGUUCCGUUGCAACCGGAACAACUACCACCAGCUCCACCCGAUCCGACUGCUCGAUCACGUCCCAGUGUCUGGCGUACUACAUUCUCAAGCACUAUCUACUGCUGAGUGCCAGCACCUGGUGGUUAAUCUUCGGACUCUGCUGGUACCUGAGCACUGCCAAACAGUGGUCAUGUGAGGCGCUCGAGCGAAAAUCAGGUCUGUUUCAUGUUUUAGCCUGGGUCGUACCGUUUGCAGUUCCAAUCGGUGCGCUACUGCGGGGUCACAUCCAACGCUUUGAGCUAACCGGCUUCUGUACGGCACGUGGGUUCACAGAGUUACCCGUACUACUGUUGCUAUUGCUAGGUGCCGCCCUGGUCAGCUUUGCACUGGCCGCUCUCGCUCGACUACGCCUCUGCUGGAACCAACGUGCACCGCAUCUGGGCCAGGUGUUCGGCCGCGUAUUGAUGUUUGCCGUGUGCUACCUUAUUCCUGCCCUAUCCGCAACGAUCUGCAUGAUGUUGGAACGCGUGGAUCAUGAGCUAGAACCGUGCCCAGCGGGCGAAGCUGGAGAGGGGUGUGUUACACAGCGGCCUCCACACUUUUCCCUGCUGCCAACUGUGUUGCGCUUGGUUCUUACGCUGAUAGGCGGUGGCUUCGUUGGCGUUUGGCUAUGGUCUCGCCAGCCAUCCGAUGCGGACAUUAAUGCAGCGAAAAAAAUUACUCAACCAUCGUACUAUAACACUACCAAUUUGAUGUUACUGAAAGGUGGCUCUAAACCUGGAGGGUCAUUAGAUGAGUGCGGUGCGUUAUCUGGUAACGGUGUCCGGCGUACCGGGGAGGGCCGCCAAGCUCCGGACGAUAGUAGCGUAAUGUUGCGAGAGGCACAGCUUCUCAGCGGCCGCUAUAAAGACAUCAGUGAUCGGCGACAAACCAAUCGAGGCUCGUCCCGAAGCACAACCAGCAGUCCCUAUCGUAGCCGUACAGAUAAAUCAAAGGCAAAAACGUCGCAGAAAGUUUGCUACACCUAUCGAUCUGGAAGCGGUGUUCUGUCCGAGCAUGGUGUCGCUAUGCGGCCACCAAAUGACACGGUGGCAUCAAUCCAAUCGGAGAUGGGACAACGGUCACCUUACGCAGGCAGUUCCGGUGGAAUAGCUUCGAACGGUGGUUACGUCCCAGUACGAGUUCAUCGCAGUCUUCGGGCCGUCCCUAUGUCUAUGAUUACCCGUAUUUAAACCCGGUUGCUAUCAUUCUUUUUUGGUUCACCGAUAGUGCCAAAAGUAGAAUGGUGCACUUUACGAAAAGCUUUAACUAGUUUGUACGAUUCGUUUCUCCGUGUUAUAGUGUAUGUUUUAAAUCUCGAUUUAGAUCUAGUAUUAGGUAUUUCAUUAUUUAUCAUAAUGUUAAACACACGUGAUAACACGCCAGUGAAAUGGUGGGUUUAAAUCUAAUUUGUUCUAAACUAAGUAUGAUUGCCGAACACUUUCCCACAGCCACAGGGUUGAAUAAUACGUUUACAUAAAAAACAACAUAAGGCUAGAUGUAAGCCAUUCAGGACCUAGUUGAAGUAGUCGUGAUUGUCAAUGUGUUGAUGAUGGACAACAAAUAUUGUAAGAUUCUUUUGUAAGAGGCAACCAGUCGAAAGGGACUUGGUGUCAACCGAAACAUGUACAUUGAACAGAAAUGGUAACCCGUAGAGCAUAGUUUUGAAGAAGAUUUAGUUGAUUUUUCAAUACGAUAUCUUAUGUACAAAGUUUUUCACCGGAAAAGUGUGUAUAGCGAAUCUUAGAUUUAGCCAUUGCUGCACCUGUACAUUACAACUCAACUGAAACGUUAAUUAAGGUAGAGAACACUUAGCGUACCAAGCAAAUAAAUAUUAUUGCUGAAAAUCAGUUCAUUUUGAACCAUAGUAUAGUAUUCUCUAUAGAAAAGUUACAUUUUCGGUUGGUGUUCGUACGUGCAAUGCUCAAUGCCAUCAGGUGGGUACCCUUUGGUACGUACGACUAAUCGCAUUCGAUAUAUUCUCAGCAUGAAAGCUUAGUUAGUUACACAAGUAAAUACACACUACAUAACCUUAUUAGUGAGUGAAAGAUUCUAGAGGAAGGGAUAAUUUACGAAAGAUCUCUUAGAAAGAGGACCUUUUAUAUGUCGCGCGAUCUGUUGUAAUGCGUGAGCCGGAAAGCAGAGCAAAAAAUGAAUGUAAUUUAACAUGAAGUCCGAGACUGAAUAAAAUAAUCAUUUGUAAACCUCUUAAUUUAAA
Molecule: messenger RNA, 4032 nt
Organism: Anopheles stephensi (Asian malaria mosquito)
Lineage: Eukaryota; Metazoa; Arthropoda; Insecta; Diptera; Culicidae
Product: frizzled-3
Exons: 3
Coding region: 614-3007 (797 amino acids)
Biological process (GO): non-canonical Wnt signaling pathway; canonical Wnt signaling pathway
Cellular component (GO): plasma membrane
Molecular function (GO): Wnt receptor activity; Wnt-protein binding
Source: RefSeq, a predicted model, not a curated record